CGGACGGUAACUUAGGGCAAGCGGCGCUUACAUACUAGGCGCCCGCCGUCUGCCCGACCAGCCGCAUAUCCCACUGGGAACGCCAGCAACCUCUUGAAAACAUGUCUACCAUAGUGAACUUACCUUUCGAUCUUCUGCAACCCAUUCUCAUACAUUUACAUGAUCGAAGGCAUCUGAGUACAGUCGCACUAGUCAGUCAUGCAUUCAAUCACGCUGUGACACCUCUUUUGUACAGAAGGCUUGAUUCACAAGUGAAACGAAAUAUCCUUUACCACCCUUCUGCAACCCUUCUCAAACGACCAGAAUUGGCACAGUAUGUCUGGCAUGUGACGGAGACAGGCACAGUGCAACGCUUCCGACAAGUUAUUCCUCAUAUCACUGAAGAUAUUGUUGCAGCGCUUAGACUUUGCACAAAUAUCACGUCUGCAACUUGGGUAGACGACACGUUGACUCCAGAGGCGAAUUUUCUACCCAUACUGGACGUCUUGAUGACUUUACCGUUGCGGGAGCUUACGAUACGCACCCAGUAUGAUCCAGGAGAACGAGUUUGGUCCCGGCUCAAUACUAUUCAGGGCAUUCGUCGCUUGUCAGUGUGGUCUUUGGAGUGGGGCCCCCCGCGGGUACUUCAAGGAUGGGCUGAUCUACUAAGCUCCUCUCUAACGCACCUUGAACUUGGCCGUUGUGCAGGUGUUCCCGCAACUAUCCUCAUCUCUGUCUUUAUGAGACUUCCUUUUUUACAAGAGCUUUGUCUCAAGGGUGCUCCAAGCGCGGCCAUCCCGGCUAUAAUCGCUUGUCUUCCCAAUCUGAUCGCCCUCGACACGGAAUAUCUGGACUCUGGAAAUUACCGCACGCCACUCACGCCAUUACCUCGUUUGCAACGCCUAACAGUCCAAACAGGGUCAGUGGAUAUCGAUGGACCGCAGAAACUAUGGACAUGGAUGAGGAUAUUGCUUCCACACCAACAAACUUUAAAGUCAUUCACGCUAAAUGCAUUUGCAGUGCAUGGCCAAAUAACCAUUCCGCGCCCGUUCAUUGUAAAUCUUACUGGCAGACACGGGAAGUCCCUUCAAGAUUUUGCUGUGGGCGUUGCGCAGUUGACGUUAGAAACUGUAUCCUAUAUGUGCUUGACAUGCCCCCAGCUUGUGACACUCGAAUGCUCUGUGGCGAGUCCAGACGUGGACUCAAUCGCAAAAGCAAUCGAGGCGGGGCACAACCUUCGGACACUCUCGCUUCAUGUCUCUUGGAUCCCUCAUGGCAGCGUUGAUUUGCUUCCACGGUUUGAAAGCGAGGGGAAGGCUAGUCGUUUCACCGAGGAACACGCUCGCGCCUUGAUGCUCCAGACACACCUUCGUAGCAUUGGCAUAGGGGAUCAGUCCUACACAGGUCGGUGGGUUCAUCGGGGAUGUUUUGCCAAGGUCACACAGGAUCUUGGGAAAGAAGAAGAUGUCGUACUAGAAGUCGUCGGGGAUUCAUUCGUCUAGUUUUCAGGGUCACCUGUCACACUGAAUUCAGACCGUGUGUCGUAUCACCAAGCAUGCAUUGGUGAACUGAGUGCAGUGAAGAAAGCUUCAGGCUAUAUCAUAUCACUUCUGGAAGGAAGUAAGAUCUGUAUCGUUGGAUAGGGUAUGCACGAUUUUGAUCUGAAUGGUGCGGCGACUUCAAACCCC
Molecule: messenger RNA, 1667 nt
Organism: Suillus discolor
Lineage: Eukaryota; Fungi; Basidiomycota; Agaricomycetes; Boletales; Suillaceae
Exons: 7
Coding region: 102-1481 (459 amino acids)
Molecular function (GO): protein binding
Source: RefSeq, a predicted model, not a curated record